CAGUAAUUCACCUCCGUCCCGCCUCGGGCAGCUAAAUAUCUUCGCCGAGGCGACCUUUCCGCCGGCUGGGCUUUGGCACGCGACUUGAACGCGUCCGUCAGCUCGUUGGACGUGUCUCGCAUCGCGCUCGCAUCUUCUGCACAUCGACAGCGAUGGCGGGGGCAGGACAGGCGCGCCCUUUGAUCACUUUCCACGCACCUGGAGGGCGGACGUUUCAGAGAAUCUUCCGAGAUGCUACCUUGUCGGAGACGAAGGAUGCAGUGAGGCAGAAGCUCAAAUGGCCUGCCCAUGAGGAGAUUAGCCUCGCGCGAAUUGAGGACGGGAGGCAUAUUGACCUGGACGAUGAUGAUGACUUUGAUGCGUUUCGCAUCGCAACACGGUCGAAGCCUACGGUCGAAGUCUCGGUGACUGUCGGUAGUUCCUCCAUUCCCGCUGGUCCAUCCAUCAACCAUGCCCAACCGCCUGCCGACUUGCCCAGCAGUCUUCCUCCAUCGGAGCCUACCAGUGUUCUUGCUGUAUCACGCAAACGCAAGAGACUUCGACCCUCCAUGGCACCUGGCGAUGAACGUGCUUUGUCCAUUGACCGUGGGUCUGGCACUCCCGUGAAUGCGACUGGUGCUUCCACGCCAACUACGCAUGCUGGCGUAAGCUCUGUUCAGGUCCUUCCUGGUGCGUCAAGGCCGGGUGCGCAAGACGCUGACGUCGAGCGUCCGCGGAAAAAGCGCAAGAAGCUAAAGUUCCGAGAGCCGAGCGUUCAGGACUCAGUGGAGCGUUCCGCUUCGAAUCCUCCACCAAGCUAUGUUCCUCGUACGCGCACACUUGUGUCAAUUGGAUAUGGUAGCUGAAAUAGACUUGCAGCCACCCCUGACUCGUUGGCUUCAGGU
Messenger RNA from Rhodofomes roseus, 884 nucleotides. RefSeq lists its product as uncharacterized. NCBI's taxonomy places the organism in Eukaryota, Fungi, Basidiomycota, Agaricomycetes, Polyporales, Fomitopsidaceae. The record is from RefSeq and is a predicted model, not a curated record. Bases 153 to 845 code for a protein of 230 amino acids. The transcript is spliced from 4 exons.